CGCAGGCUGCAGGGGAGGCAGCGGGGCGCAUGCGCAGUGCGGCGGUGGGGAUUUCCAGCGGAACAUGAAGCAUUGGACAUGGUGUUUUUAAUGUGCGCUCCUCUCUGCAAACCCUGACCUUCAACCUACUGCGGGGUAAAGCCUGGCAGUAAGGGCUUAAUAAGGUGAGGACUCUCCAUCCAGCACCCAAAUCCCAAAACCUUCUCAUGUCCUGUUGAGGUGUUUUGGCUAAUGAGGAGCCCAGAGAUGCCCAUUACAGCAUGAAAGAGCCCUGGGCAAGGCGUACGCCCGAAUUAAACCAAGCACAUCUUCACUUUCAUUAUUGCAUAUCGCUCUUUUGGAGGAUGAUCGCAACUUGCUGAUUUUCCCCACCACACUGCACCGUUGUCCCAGGUCUUCCGGUGUCUAGUGGAAGAGAGGACUUGAGAUGGCAAGGGGUCCCGUUUAAAGAAACUCCUGGAUUGUAGGAUAAGAGGUUGCAUGCUACGCAGCCCACUGCCACCGAUGGAUGCCAAGUUGCGAGAAGAUCUAUUCCGCAGGUAUGUGGCGUCUUUGGAGAAUCGGCUUGAGGAGGGAGCCGGUGAAGGAGGAGGAGGAGCCAAGACCGAGGAGGCACUGAUUUCUACUGCAACAGCACUGCUUGGCUCAUACCAGCCCGAUCCAGGGCAGCGCUUUCGCAUGGUUCGAUUCUAUGAAAUGACUGAGAACUCCCUGAGGACUCAGAGAAGCGCAAACUUGCGGACAUUGGAGACGGCCUUUGCGACGCUGGAAACCAUCUGUUCCAACUUGCUGCUCUUUCCUUGGAAGAAAGAGUUCCGUUGCAUAAAGACCUUCACGGGGCCGUAUGUGUACCAACUGCAGUCGGUGAUAUGCGACGCAGACUUGCGUUCGCUGCUGCGUACCAUGGGCUAUUCAAGAGACCAGGAAUUACAGUACCACGUUAGGGACCAUCCAGGUGGAGCCUCCCACCUCCGGCAGCUCGCCUUCGAACUGCUCCUCGCCCAGGCUGAAUGCCGUCUGCUCGGCGAGGUGGUGUCCAUGUCUCGGGGCUUUGCCUCGGAGCUGGAGGCCAUGGAGGUGAGGAGGAACACCAGAGAAGAUGCAGCAGGGUGCGCUGACGCCCUCCGCCGACGAGACAGCCUUACAGGAGACUUGUCCCGCCUGUCGGUGCGGCCGGUGGAUAUUGACCGCGCCCACCUAAGGCGAAGCGGUCGGCCGUCCAAGUCGGUGGAUGUAACAGACAGUGCAGGACACUGGCACCAAGCCAGCAAGCCUGUGCUGAAGGCCUCGCUCAGCCUGCGCAAAGAGCCACUGUUCGUCGACACGGAAGAAGACUUGAAGGAUGAAAUCAUCCGACCAAGCCCUUCGCUUUACCCUGUGGCGGUGCCGCCCUCUUACAGCCCAGUGGCCGACUUCUUCCCGAUUCAGUCGCCCCCGUCUGAGCCAUACUCCUACCACUUGUCCUCCCUGGAUGAGGUGGACUUGUACACUGAACGGGGUUUGGGUGGCCACCAGACGCCCUCUAGGCCACAGAGCCGGGAGCCUCGAGAGUCCCGGGACAGUUGGGUUCUGAAGGGACAUGUGAUGAAGUGCCAGGGCUGCGGCAUGGGCUGUCCUUCGCUCUCCUCUUGCCAGAGGUGCGACAUGAUCUUGUGUUCGUCCUGCCAUGCAGUGGAACCGGCACCUUGUUGUGGCUUCCAGGAUUACACUAAAACUUCCCGCCCUUUGGAUGGCUACAUGCCCAUCAAGGAGAAGUUGUCCGUCUACUCCAACGCUCACUCGCACACUCACCCUCACCCACUUCCCCACGCUCAGUCCCACUCGCUUUUGCUGGACAAAGCUGUGAUGAGCACCAAGCUGUUUCCCAGUAAAGCCGUGGGUUCGGGCAGCAGUCCGGUGGUCAGCUCCAUCAGCAGUGGGGGUGAGCGGCUGAGUGUGGGUGGCUCCCGCUGUGGCUUUUGCAACAAGCCAGGGGCCUCUCACACCUGUGUGAACUGCUCCAAGGUGUCAUGUGAGAUGUGCAUGAACAGAGCAAAUAAAGUGUAA
Messenger RNA from Sinocyclocheilus grahami, 2046 nucleotides. RefSeq names its product spermatogenesis-associated protein 2-like. Gene Ontology annotation, cellular component: cytoplasm. Gene Ontology annotation, biological process: protein K63-linked deubiquitination; protein linear deubiquitination; regulation of necroptotic process. The coding region runs from base 481 to 2046 and encodes 521 amino acids. Lineage: Eukaryota; Metazoa; Chordata; Actinopteri; Cypriniformes; Cyprinidae. The record is from RefSeq and is a predicted model, not a curated record. The transcript has 4 exons.